This is a messenger RNA of Chlorella variabilis, 555 nucleotides long. RefSeq lists its product as hypothetical. The record is from RefSeq and is a predicted model, not a curated record. The transcript is spliced from 7 exons. The coding region runs from base 1 to 555 and encodes 184 amino acids. Lineage: Eukaryota; Viridiplantae; Chlorophyta; Trebouxiophyceae; Chlorellales; Chlorellaceae.
AUGUCGUGGACCUGGCAUGUGUCCCCAAACCCGCAAACGGCCUUCCACCCGCUGUUCUCUGGCGAGUGGGACACCUGCGAGGCGCUUGCCUCCAGCGACGACGUCUUCAAGUUCUUCGCCCGCGGCGCGGAGCUGACCGAGCUGACCUCUCUGUGGAAGCAUGUGGAGGACAUCAUGCAGGCAAACGUGAUCACCACCACCCCCGACACGCCGCUGCAGCAGGCGCGGGCCGCCUGCAAGCAGCACGGCAUCGGCGGCAUGCCGGUGGUCGACCGCGGCGGCAAGCUAGUGGGCAUCAUCUCGAAGAGCGACUUCCGCCGGGGCGGCGCCGCCGUGCGGGACGCCAUGACCGCCGCCGUGGUGGCGGUGCGCCUCAGGGACGCCAUCCCCGCCGCAGCGGCGCUGAUGCUGCAGAAUGAUCUGGACCGGCUGCCUGUGGUGGACCCUGCCGGGCGCUGCGUGGGCAUCGUCACGCGCACCGACAUGUUUUGGACACUGGCGAUUGACAAUGACGGCAGCGACAGCAUCCUGCAGUGGCACAGCGGCAGCAUGUGA